Mycena indigotica is the source of this 1365-nucleotide messenger RNA. RefSeq names its product 4-O-methyltransferase 1. Gene Ontology annotation, molecular function: O-methyltransferase activity. The record is from RefSeq and is a predicted model, not a curated record. Lineage: Eukaryota; Fungi; Basidiomycota; Agaricomycetes; Agaricales; Mycenaceae. The transcript has 8 exons. The coding region runs from base 16 to 1365 and encodes 449 amino acids.
UUUCCUUCGUACAUCAUGGAAGCCUCCCCACUCACGGCUCUCGUUCGAAUCAUUGCCUCUUGUGUGCAAAGCAUCGAGCAAGCCUAUGCGAAACAAGGCAUUCCAUAUCCAACGCUCGAUGCCCCGUUCCAACCAUCUGCUCUCGAUCUUGACCCCGCCCUUCUACAAACGGCCUCUCUUAUCGUAGCAGCGGCUGACCAGCUCAUAGCCACUGUUCGCUCUCCAAUGCAGACACUUCAGCUGUACUCUGGAAGCAUGCAUCUGACCUCUACACUUGGUUUUGUUGUCGACUCCGAUGUUCCGGAUGUCCUCUCCAAUGCUGGGCCCCAAGGUUUGCACGUCAACGAGAUCGCUGCUGCCACUGGCGUCGACGCAGACCACCAAGCCCGCAUCUUGCGCUUCCUUGCGACGCGCCAUGUGUUCAAGGAGAUCUCUCCCAAUACCUUUUGCAACAAUCGUAUUUCGUCGUUACUGGUAAAGGCAAAAUCUCUUGCAGAAAUCAAGGCAGAUCCGGAAGCAAAGUAUGAUGGGGCCCCCCUUGCAGCCGUGGCAGCCAGCAUCGGGGACGAGUCACUCAAGUCGAGUGCCUAUCUUUCCGAGUUUUUGCGCCAGCCAGGAGAUAAUGCAUCACCUUUCAAUAUUGCCUAUAACACCAAGAAGACCAUGUGGGAAUGGCGCCAGGAACCCCAAAACGUCUGGCGUGCUCGUCGCUUCGCUGUUGGUAUGAAAGGUGGUGGAGAAAUGUUUCCGACGAGCAUCUUUACAGAGGGUAUCUCCGGCGACAAGCUACCGAAGGAUUCUCUAGUCGUUGAUGUGGGAGGGAGCGUUGGUUCAGUUACCCUCAAGUUGGCUGAGGCAUUCCCACAUCUUCGUUUCGUGGUCCAGGAUUUGCACAAGGAGAUCACAGAGGGAGAAAAGUUUUGGGCAGACUUGAACCCAACAGCCAUUGCGAAUGGGCAGGUAAAGCUCCAGGUUCACAAUUUCUUCGAGCCACAGCCUGUGGAGAACGCCGCAGUCUACUUCAUGCGGGUCAUCAUCCACGACUGGCCGGAUUCCAAUGCAAAAAGUAUUCUGGCCAACACCAGAAAGGCGGCCGGGCCCCACUCAAAACUUGUCUUGUUUGACCUUGUAAUGCCAUACGCUUGCCCAACUGCAGAUGCACCACCAGUACCCGCACCUCUCCUUGCCAAUCUUGGCGUCGCGGGUGGCGGCUUCGUGACUGCGUUGGACCUUGAGAUGAUGACCGUUUUCAAUGGUAAAGAACGGACCGUAGAUCAGUUCAGAACUCUGGGUGAAGCAACAGGAUGGAAGUUGGAGGAAGUCAAACCAGGAAUGCUGUUUGCCUUUGUGUUUUCGGCGAUUUGA